GGGGUCCAGGGCAUUGGGGGCUGGGCCAGAGAUUGAGCAAACAGCAGAAAAGGCACAGCUCUUUUUCUCUGGCUCCCGCCCUCCCAGUCCCCACCUCGCCCUCCCUUCUUCAAGCAUCGAAGCGCGCAGAGCCCAGUUCACCAGGCUAGAAGCUAGGGGCCUGCCAUGGCCUCCCCAAGGCCCCUGCUGCUGCUAGUCCUGCUGGCCUGCGCUGUUCUGGCUGACCAAGAGUCCUGCACGGGCCGCUGCACAGAGGGCUUCAACGCUGACAGGAAGUGUCAGUGUGAUGAGCUCUGCUCUUACUAUCAGAGCUGCUGCGAGGACUAUGUGACCGAGUGCAAGCCCCAAGUGACUCGUGGGGAUGUAUUCACUCUGCCAGAAGAUGAGUAUGGGGCCACUGACUACCCCGAGGGGUCGAGAGGGAGCGUCCUCACACAGCCGGAGAGCACCAUGCUGAGCCCUGGCCUGCAGACCCAGCGUGAGGAGUCUCCUGCCCUGGUACCUGUUCUGAUCACUGAAGAAGAGGCUCCAGGACCUGAGCAGGAGACCUCAGGGCCUGAGACCCAUACCGAAGACAUCCCUGAGUCCCCAGCAAAGGAGGAGCUAUGCAGUGGGAAGCCCUUUGAUGCCUUCACUGACCUCAAGAACGGCUCCCUCUUUGCCUUCCGAGGGCAGUAUUGUUAUGAGCUGGAUGAAGAGGCAGUGAGGCCUGGGUACCCCAAGCUUAUCCGAGAUGUCUGGGGCAUUGAGGGCCCCAUUGAUGCUGCCUUCACUCGCAUCAACUGUCAGGGGAAGACCUACCUCUUCAAGGGUAAUCAGUACUGGCGCUUCGAGGAUGGUGUCCUGGACCCAGAUUUCCCCCGCAACAUCUCUGAAGGCUUCAAGGGCAUUCCGGACAACGUGGAUGCAGCCUUCGCUCUCCCUGCUCAUAGCUACAGUGGCCGGGAGCGGGUCUACUUCUUUAAGGGGAGACAGUACUGGGAGUACGAGUUCCAGCAGCAACCCAGUCAAGAGGAGUGCGAAGGCAGCUCCCUGUCCGCCGUGUUUGAACACUUUGCCCUGCUGCAGAGGGACAGCUGGGAGACCCUCUUCGAGCUUCUCUUCUGGAGCAGACCCUCUGGUGGUGCUGGACAGCCCCGGUUCAUCAGCCAGGACUGGCCUGGUGUGCCCUCGCAGGUGGAUGCGGCCAUGGCUGGCCGCAUCUACAUCUCAGGCUCAGCUCCCCGAUCCUGGGCCAAGAAGCCCAAGUCUAAGCGGCGUAGCCGUAAGCGCUACCGUUCACGCCGUAACCGUCACCGCGGCCGGCCGCAGCCAGAACCCCCAGCGGCAAUCCCGUUCAACCUGGCUGUCCUGGUUCUCCAGUGAGGAGAGCGGCCUGGGCACCUACAACUAUGAUGACUACGACAUGGACUGGCUUGUGCCUGCCACCUGCGAGCCCAUCCAAAGUGUUUACUUCUUCUCACGAGACAAGUACUACCGAGUCAACCUUCGCACACGGCGAGUGGACACUGUGAGCCCUCCUUACCCACGCUCCAUUGCCCAGUACUGGCUGGGCUGCUCAGCCCCUGGCCACCACUAGGAAUCUGAGCCCACACAGCUGGGCCCUCCACUGCUCCUUCCUCAACCUCUUCCUCCCAGCCCAAUAAAGAUCCCUCAACCCUGA
Messenger RNA from Odobenus rosmarus divergens (Pacific walrus), 1663 nucleotides. It is a transcript of the gene VTN, whose product is annotated as vitronectin. Gene Ontology annotation, biological process: cell adhesion mediated by integrin; cell-matrix adhesion; immune response. The record is from RefSeq and is a predicted model, not a curated record. NCBI's taxonomy places the organism in Eukaryota, Metazoa, Chordata, Mammalia, Carnivora, Odobenidae. Gene Ontology annotation, molecular function: extracellular matrix binding; scavenger receptor activity; polysaccharide binding.